AUGAAGUUUUUAAUACCUUUAUUAUCUUUAAUUUCAAUUUCAUUUGCUUUAUUUGAAGAUACAACACCACCUAUUGAAAUUAGUGGUAAUAAAUUUUUCUAUUCAAAUAAUGGUUCUCAAUUUUUAAUGAGAGGUAUUGCUUAUCAAGAAGAGACUGCUCAAGCUGUAAAUUCCGCAUUAGGUUAUAAAGAUCCAUUAGCUAAUAUUACUGAAUGUCAAAGAGAUAUUCGAUAUUUUAGAGAAACUAAUACCAAUUGUUUAAGAGUUUAUGCAAUUGAUCCAACUGCUGAUCAUGAAGAAUGUAUGCAAGCUAUGAGUGAAGCUGGUAUUUAUAUAAUUGCUGAUUUAUCAGAACCUACAGUUUCAAUUAAUAGAAAUAAUCCAGAAUGGAAUUUAGAUUUAUUUGAUAGAUAUAAAGCUGUUGUUGAUGAUUUACAACAAUAUUCAAAUGUUUUAGGAUUUUUUGCAGGUAAUGAAGUUACCAAUAAUAGAUCAAAUACUGAUGCUUCACCAUUUGUUAAAGCUGCAGUUAGAGAUAUUAAAAAAUAUAUUGAAGACCAAGAUUAUAGACAAAUUCCUGUUGGUUAUUCUUCAAAUGAUGAUGAAGAUACAAGAAUUGCAAUUGCAAAUUAUUUUGCUUGUGGGUCAGUUGAAGAUAGAGCUGAUUUUUUUGGUAUUAAUAUGUAUGAAUGGUGUGGUGAAUCAACUUUUAGAGUUAGUGGUUAUGCUGAUAGAACUGAAGAAUUUAGUAAUUUAACUAUUCCAAUAUUUUUUUCAGAAUAUGGUUGUAAUAUUAAUCGUCCAAGAUUAUUUCAAGAAGUUGGAACUUUAUAUUCUGAUGAUAUGACUGACAUUUGGUCUGGUGGUAUUGUUUAUAUGUAUUGGGAAGAAGCUAAUGAAUAUGGUUUAGUUGAAUUAAAUUCAAAUGGUGAAAUUGUAACAAAUGAUGAUUAUGAUAAUUAUAGAUCAGAAAUUAAUAAUAUUUCACCAAAUUAUGCAACAAGAUCAGAAGUUGAAACUACUACUUUAACAUGUCCAGGUUCUUCAGAAUCAACUUGGAGAGCUGCAGUUGAUUUACCUCCAACACCAGAUGAAGCUUAUUGUGAAUGUCAUUCAAGAUCAUUUGAUUGUGUUGUUAAUGAAGAUUUAGAAGCUGAAGAUUAUGGUGAAUUAUAUGGUUUAGUUUGUGCAGAAAUUGAUUGUUCCGAUAUUUCAGUUGAUGGUACAACUGGUGAUUAUGGUGAUUAUAGUUUUUGUUCAGAUAGAGAUAAAUUAAGUUACGUAUUAAAUUUAUAUUUCCAUGAUCAAGGUGGAAGAGUUGAUGCUUGUGAUUUUGAUGGUAAAGCUUCUUUAAAUGCGGAUGCUCAAAGUUCAUCAUCUUGUGGUUUAGGUUCAAGUAGGCAAGCUGCAGCAACAAGAACUGGUUCUUCAAGUGGUACUUCAACAUCAACUGAAACUUCAGAAGGGUCCAAUUCAAGUGAAUCAAAUAAAGUAA
This is a messenger RNA of Insectozyma verbasci, 1495 nucleotides long. NCBI's taxonomy places the organism in Eukaryota, Fungi, Ascomycota, Pichiomycetes, Serinales, Debaryomycetaceae. The record is from the annotation of a GenBank genome assembly.